AGACGCUGUACGGCACUCCUGACAAGUGCGACCCCUACGUGUGCGGUCUGGCUGAGAAGAAGCUGCCUGACAGCCACUUCGGACCGCUGUUUAACGCCUCGCUGAGCGACCAGUACCUGCGUGUGCGGGACGGAGACUGGUACUACUUUGAGAACACGGCAAACGGCAUGUUCACUGCGGACGAGAUCGCCAACGUCAAGGCAACCACCUUCCGCGACAUCAUCCUGCGCAACACCAACAUCACGGUGCUGCCCCAGAACAUCUGGCACGUCAACCCCGACCAGCCCUGGCCCACCGCGUCCACGAACACCAGCAACAGCACCACCGUACCCGC
Astrephomene gubernaculifera is the source of this 334-nucleotide messenger RNA. Lineage: Eukaryota; Viridiplantae; Chlorophyta; Chlorophyceae; Chlamydomonadales; Astrephomenaceae. The record is from the annotation of a GenBank genome assembly.